CCUGCACUGAUCAGUUUGCCAGUGGCUGGAGCCAACCAAUCCGUCUGUCCACUCCGGUUUGACGGUCUGUUGCCAGCACGAGACUCGACGAGCCUGGAGCCCGGGGUGCUGAGUCAGUCGAUCAUCUGCCUGCUACCCUCUCAAAGUUACACGGAUGCAGGCGGUCUUCCCGGACAGAUGCUUCUACCUCCGAUCUCGCUACUCUCGAGGACCGAGGGAGGCGGCGCAGCCGAUCGAGACGGCAAAUACUGA
Molecule: messenger RNA, 252 nt
Organism: Protopolystoma xenopodis
Lineage: Eukaryota; Metazoa; Platyhelminthes; Monogenea; Polystomatidea; Polystomatidae
Source: the annotation of a GenBank genome assembly